AUGGUUGAGGGGCUUGUUGGGCCUGAUAGGCUGCUGCAGCAGGUAACAGAUUCUCACUGCAAUAUGUGCUGCCCCGGGGAGCUGGAAGCAUGGCCUCUAACUCCCUCCACUUGUUUAUUAGUCAUUAUAUAUGCCCACCCGCCUUCUGCAGACUCCUUUUGUUCUUAUGUUCAGUUCCUCUUUACUGAUGAACUGUUGUUCCUUUAUGCAUGCUGUAGUGCGUCUCGUUCUCAAGCCACACACAGCCACUCUUAUCCAUCGCCACAUUCCCCCCCAGGCCGUAGCAUCCAUGUCUCCCGGAAUAACAAGCAUUCUGGAGCUGCUGAAGGAGUACGUCAGGCACUAUCGCCCACUGGACGAGGAGGAGGAGGACAAACACCAACAUCCUCAGCAGCACACCCACGCCCAGAGGGUGGCCACCACUGUGAAGGUCUACGCCCUGCUCUUCGCCUUCCCCUCCAGAGUGCUGUUGAAGGAGGAGGAGGCUGGGGGGGCGGGGCAGGGGCAGGGGGAGGGUUUGACUGCUCUGCGUUUGUGAAGGGACUCACCUACCUGUUCGAUCUUCUCCUCAGCUACCGUCGGAAGGCAGUCGUGGCACAGGCCGGGCUGCUGGUGGCGUCACAGCUGCGGGUGGUGGUGGACAAGGGCAACUUUGGCGGUGAUGACAACAACGGUAAUGAACAGCAGAGGGGGCGGUAUGCUAUGAACCACCGCCACUCCGUCCUCAAGGAUCUCAACGAACUCCUUAGCAACCUCAGUGUUGGGGUGCGCACAGGACUCAGGCGACAGUGCUCCACCCUCUUCACACAUCUGCCGGGGCUGCUGAAGGAGGCUGGGGACUAUGACACCCAGGCCAGCAUUGUGGAGCUCAUGUACCGCCUCACCACCUCAACCGAGCGGAGCCACAGCGUCACACAGUGGUUCCCCGAGCUGGAGUGUACCGUGCAAUGCCUCUUCCUCACUAUAUCAGAGUUUGACCCGCACUGCCGGAGCUUCCUGAACGCCUACAAUAGCACGCUGGGGGACAGCCGCCAGGUGUUCACCGUGCCCUACAACGCCAUGCACAUUGGCAAGCUCAAGCUGUGCAAGCCCAAGGUGUGCUGCUGCUGCUAUUACUACAUUUUUUUUUUUCAUGUGGCUUAUAGCGCCGGUAUAGGCUGAUGGUCGGCCCGAGCCCGUCAUGGCGCAAGCAAUUGUUUAUAGUGGCGCCAUUGAUAUUGGCUCCUGCUGUCCCCCGGAGCUCAUUCUUGAUUUCACUUGUGCUGUACAGCUUCUUCUAGAGUCCGGGUUGAUGGGUGGUCUGCAGGACUAUAAUGUCUAAUGCUUCUACAGCAGUGCAGCAAUUUCAACAUGAAACUGUAUAAAGGCCACAUUAUCAGCACUCAGCAGAUCUUUUAUGUCAUGAGAUUAAUAUUGGACACACAAAAUUUCUUGGCCAAGGCUGUUGUUUACAAGCCACGCCAAGUCUCUUCUGUCUUGCGUACAAUUCUCACUGGCUCAGGUGUGCCUGUUAGGAUGUAUGGACAAGACAAAUACUGGUGCUAAGGCCCCGGUCACACUUUGGUGAAGUUCGCCGCAGUCUGUUACAAAGGUGUUUGUAUGAACCCAACAUUUGGCACAAGGAGACAUCCAUCCUUGUCCUCAUUGCCUUUGACCUGCCUCCCU
Molecule: messenger RNA, 1665 nt
Organism: Eriocheir sinensis (Chinese mitten crab)
Lineage: Eukaryota; Metazoa; Arthropoda; Malacostraca; Decapoda; Varunidae
Exons: 5
Coding region: 1-1161 (386 amino acids)
Source: RefSeq, a predicted model, not a curated record